UAGAGAUAUAGUUGAUAUGAUUUGAUAUACUAAGAUAAUUGGCUUAAACUUUCUUCAGAAAAAAAAAUGAACUCAUUUCUUGACAUUCUUAACUCUAUGCAAACUUAGUGCAGCCUCACUCAUAAUUCAGUAAACAGCGAAAGAUGUGGCGUAUCGGAUUGCUAUUGAUUGUGACGCUAAUACAAGCUCAGGGCAAGCAAGACAGUGAGAAUACGGAAGAAUCAGGUGAUGGAGACUUAGGUCGAGAUUACAACGUCACAGGGAAUUACAAGCAAGUGAACAUAGAUGAUAGAGAAGACAGCGGCGAGCGUAUAGGACCGGCGAUAACCCAAAUUUUCAAGCAUCCGUACACCGCAUCGUUGCUCAAAAACGACAGCUAUGUUUGCAGCGCUGUCAUACUUAAUACCUACUGGUUACUAACGCUGUCAAAAUGCUUUGAAACAGAUAUAACGUCAUACGUAACGCAUCGGAACCUUGAAAAUUACAAGAUCAGGACCGGCAGUUCUUACAACAAUAAAGGAGGCUCUAUUUCGAAAAUAAAAAUGCUAAUAAAUAACUUCGAUUUAAAAGUGUCAGCUGUUAAAUUGGAAGUGCAGCUCGUAUUCGGCCCCAAAGUGGAUGCGGUGCGGCUGCCCAGUCCAGAUGAUGACGUGUCGUUAGGUUUAUUGGCGACAAUUCUAGCCUGGACACCAACUGGGCACUUAAGGGUUGUCAAUGCUCCAGUUAUAAGUUCUGCGAUAUGUGAACCGUCUGCUCUGUGGUCAUCAGACCGAUACAUUUGUUUGGGGGGAGUGCAGGACCCAAACAGACACUUUUGCAGGAAAGAUAAUGGCGGUGCAGUUAUCCAGAAUAACACCUUAAUAGCGAUAGCCUCAUUUCUACAUACUUGCGCUCUGUACACAAAGACCCACGCGUUUCCGAAGAUUUCUACAUUUUCCCGGUGGCUGGACACAGUGAUAUGGGACGAAAGUAACCGUCCAACGACGGCCGUGUUAUCGACUACUAUUCGAACAACACAGCUGGUACAGAACACAACAGAAAUUGUUGAUAACAAGUUAUAUGCCGACCCGAGGAAAUAUUUGGUGACGCUACCGUUUGAUCCAAUCAACGUUCCUCUAGAACCUGCUGAGGAUAACUCUGUGAUACCGAGAAUGAGUUUAUACGAAUCUUAUCUUCAAAAUCUGGCAAAAUUGAAGACAUCGACGACAAUUGACCCAAAUGUGCUGGAAGAUGAGAAGAAAGAAUGGCUACGGAAGUUCGGUAAAUCUAUAUUAAUGGACCGCAAAAAAUAUGAUCAAUUUGACUACAAUUAAUAUUAUUGAUUUCAUAAUAUAAUAAAUAGAAUAUAACUCUUUGUAUCAUUGUAUAACGAUUGAAGAGGUUACGUAUAUAUACAUAUGUGUUUAUUUACAUGUAUGUGUUUUUUAUAAACCGAUUAUGAUGCUUCUUGUUGCAUUGGAUCUAUUAUGGUUCAAAUCUAUACCGUUCAACCGAUCAAUAUGAUCUAUAAUAUUACUAUAAUGCGAAAGUAACUCUAUCUGUCACUCGUUAUGUCCGUCUGUUACGCUUUCACGGUUAAACCACUGAACAGAUUUUGAAACCCACUGCUUUUUUACAGCUAACAUCAAUAAAGAGAUAAAACAACGUACGCUGGGUUUCCCUAAUUUGAUAUUAUCCUGUGAAAUAACGAAUGUAAGUACAUCUUACAAGUGUAAGAAGCGUACUUCAAUAUAGUGUAUUGACUUUUUACAAACGAUCAAUAGCAAUUCAAACCUAGCAGAUUAUACCAAGAACUAGUUGAAGGCUUUAAAUGAUUCACAAACAAGACCGCAUUCGAAGGAACAAUCGAUACAAGACCAAUAACAUUAUCCUUACCGUAAUAGGCCAGGGUCAAAGAAUUGGAUUCACCUUACUAAUUAUUCAACGUUCAUUCUCUUCUGGUUAACUCAGUUCGGGGAAAUUUAAUGAAUAAUGAAGGUGAUACUUCGGCUGAAGAACUCUUGGCUUAAUGAAGCGGGUGCUAUAGAAUAAACUUACAUAUAUUAAAUGUUAAAAGUUUGACGGGUACUUUGAUUAAUUUUUUUGGAGAUUCUGUAAAUAAAAAAAAAUAUCAAAAAUUUUAUUAUUAAUAAAACACUUUCGUAUGUAAUGUACACGUGUAAGUAUACAGUUUAUGUAAGUAAUGUUUUUAUGCACAUGGUA
Messenger RNA from Nymphalis io (European peacock), 2202 nucleotides. Its product is annotated as trypsin-5-like. Gene Ontology annotation, molecular function: serine-type endopeptidase activity. The transcript is spliced from 7 exons. Gene Ontology annotation, biological process: proteolysis. The record is from RefSeq and is a predicted model, not a curated record. Lineage: Eukaryota; Metazoa; Arthropoda; Insecta; Lepidoptera; Nymphalidae. Bases 144 to 1313 code for a protein of 389 amino acids.